Habropoda laboriosa is the source of this 1259-nucleotide messenger RNA. RefSeq names its product estradiol 17-beta-dehydrogenase 11-like. The coding region runs from base 242 to 1174 and encodes 310 amino acids. The record is from RefSeq and is a predicted model, not a curated record. Gene Ontology annotation, molecular function: oxidoreductase activity, acting on the CH-OH group of donors, NAD or NADP as acceptor. Lineage: Eukaryota; Metazoa; Arthropoda; Insecta; Hymenoptera; Apidae. The transcript is spliced from 8 exons.
AAUAAUUCGUGGAUAAAACAAUUUCACUUGCACAGUGUAUGCUUAAAAUAGUGUCACAAGCGGAAGUAAAGAAGACGUGAACCUCUAUGGCAAUGUAAAGCUUCUUGUUUGACUUCGUAGCUUUACCGUUGAGCACCAACGAUCCCAAUCUUCAUGGUGAACGCUGGAGUCAGUGGUUCGUAACAUCAACGAGACUUCUUGGAUUCUUCGUGUCACAACUCACGGCAAGUUCAAGCACACGAUGUUUCCCAUAAGGGACGAAACGAUGGUUAUGAGCUCGAAAGUAGCCUGUCCCUCAUCCACCCUUUGGUUGUUCCUCACCUUUGAAUACCUGAUUGGCAUGUUCAUAUCUGUUUUUCUGGCCAUUCUCACGAUUAUCAAAUCAUUGUUACCGAAACCGCCCAGAGAUUUGACCGGAGACGUUGUACUGGUCGCCGGUGCUUCGUCGUCGUUAGGUGAAUCUUUAGCCGAGGAAUUCGCGAAAAACGGAUGUUCCGUGAUCUGCGUGGACAACGACUCGUCUUCUAUCAAAGAAACGGAAUCCAGAUUGAAAAGACAAUAUCCCACGAUAAAAGAAGUUAGGCAAAGUCAAAGAAAAGAUGAGUCCUCGCGAUGUAAACCAACGAUAUCAGCUUACGAGUGUAAUUUAUUGGACAGAGAGGAAAUCAGGAGAACUGCUCAAAAAGUCAAAGAAGAUGUUGGCAGAGUGGACGUUCUGGUGACUUGCGUUGGUAAUCCAAACCAGGAUAUCUUCGACACAGCCAGUAGAACCUUGAUGAGUCACUUUUGGACAGUUCUGGCAUUUCUUCCAUUGAUGUUGUACAAAGAAAGAGCUCAUAUUGUUGGAGUGACUCCAGUUGCAUCGACCACUGAUGCCUAUCAUGGUUCCAGAGCAGCUAUAGUGAGUCUUAUGGAAAGUCUGUGUCAAGAAUUAAGCAACCACAGUAGCCACCUAACAUUCUUAGCAUUUUCACCAAUUGCAGAAUGCAGCACACUGAAGCAGAGUGAGGAACAGGUGGCUAGAAAUAUAGUCAGAGCAAUGAAGGCUGAUCAAAAUAGCCUAAGUGUCAGCUGGAUAUCCAGAAUACUGUAUCAAAUAAGUUGUGUGAUCUACAAUGGAAUAACGUUACUCACACAGUGGAUCCACUCUCCAGGCUGCGAUUACCCAGUAUAAAUCCAAUUCCCCCUCUCAUUUACGUUAAAUAGAAUCAUUAAAAGUGAAUAGCUCACGGACGACGAUGGCGAAACCGAUCUUCUUC